This is a messenger RNA of Lepisosteus oculatus (spotted gar), 5599 nucleotides long. The record is from RefSeq and is a predicted model, not a curated record. Lineage: Eukaryota; Metazoa; Chordata; Actinopteri; Semionotiformes; Lepisosteidae.
AUAAACCUUGACCUGUUCCUAGGAACACAUUAGCCAUUGUCUUUGUAUGCAAAUACACAUUAAUAAGCGGCUCUGAUGCUUGUCUAAUCCAGUAUGGCACACAGCCCACAGAAUGGCGCACAAACACACAGGAGGUACCAUGCGCCUGCUACACGGGCAGAUUCAGAAUGGAUCAGCAGAGCGAAGGGCACUGAUCUGCAUUGCUGAGAGAGAGCAUUUUGUAAGCUAAACUGACACCCGCAGGUGGGUCGAAGAUCUCCUGAAGUUCAACUUGAAGGAGUCUGGAAUCACUAUCGCAGCAAACAUGACGAGCUCUCCUCUGGACGAAUAUGGGCUGAACGUGUCCCACAACUCCUCCACGCCUUCUUCACCUUCUAUGUCUAUAGAUCAGCUUUUCCCGGCUUUACUGGAAUGUUUUGGGAUUAUCCUGUGUGGAUAUAUUGCUGGGAGGGGAAACAUUAUAACAUCUUCUCAGGCCAAAGGCCUGGGGAACUUUGUCUCGAAAUUUGCACUGCCAGCCUUACUGUUUAAGAACAUGGUGUUGCUGGACUUUGCCAAUGUUAUCUGGUCCUUUCUUUGGAGUGUUCUAGUUGCCAAAGUGGUGGUGUUUGCUGUCGUCUGCAUUUUAACACUACUGGUUGCCAGUCCAGAGAGCCGUUUCAGCAAAGCGGGGCUCUUCUCCAUUUUUGCUACCCAGAGCAACGACUUUGCAUUGGGGUACCCUAUCGUGGAGGCCUUGUACAAGAAUACGUACCCAGAAUACCUGCAGUACAUUUACCUCGUGGCUCCGGUGUCCCUCAUGAUCCUGAAUCCGGUAGGGUUUGUGUUCUGCGAGGUCCAGAAGUGGAGGGACAGCCCCUCCCCGCAGCAGAGCAAGCUGAAGAUCGUGGGGACGGUGAUACUUCAGGUCCUGAAGAAUCCCAUUGUUUUCAUGGUGGUCAUCGGCAUCGCCUCGCACUUCAUCCUGAGCCGCCAGAUCCCCGUUUUCAUGGCCCAGUUUUUGGAUGGCCUGGCUAACUCCUUCAGUGGGUCAGCUCUGUUCUACCUCGGCCUCUCCAUGGUUGGACAGCUCAGGAAGCUCACCAAGUCCACCUUUGUCGCACUAAUUCUGCUCAUAACAGCCAAGCUGUUGUUGAUGCCACUGAUCUGCAGAGGCAUGGUUGAACUGUUGGACAAGAGCAACGUUUCAGUGAAUCAUACCAGUCUCUCAAAUUAUGCAUUUCUGUAUGGAGUCUUCCCUACUGCACCAAGUGUAGCUAUCUAUGCAGCCCAAUACAACAUGGAACUUGAAAUUGUUACCUCAGGGAUGGUAAUAAGUACAUUUGUGUCUGCUCCAAUUAUGUAUGUUUCUGCUUGGUUACUGACAAUACCAUGGAUGGAUUCAAAGCCAUUAGCUGCUGCACUUCAAAAUGUCAGUUUUGACAUAAGCGUAGUCAGUUUAAUUGCUCUGGUUUGGACUGUGACUGUCAUGUUUCUCAGUAAGAAAUUUAAGAGGCUCCCACAUCUUUUCAUGAUGAACCUGCUUCUGGCACAGUUUCUUGUCUGCAUUGGGAUGAUUUUGUGGAAUUUCAUCAUAAAGCAAGACAAUAUCAUUGGCCAUGUCCUGUCAUUCAUAUUACUCUACAGCUCCCUCUACAGUACUUACCUGUGGACAGGCCUUAUUGCCCUUUCUCUGGUGCUAAUGAAAAAAGACGAUGAACUUAAGGUUCAGCCAGCGAUUUUCAUGAUAGCAGGCUGGGGAAUUCCAGCGUUUAUAGUUGGAAUCCUUCUGAUUGCUGGGGAGAAGAUGCCAGACAACAUUGACUCUGCUUUCUUUUAUGGAAGAGCGCAGAUCAUCAGCACUACCGUGGUCCUUUCCUGCAGCAUCCUGCUUGCAGGAGCCUCACUCAUGGGCCUCAGUCGAGGCACACAGAGUCCUGGCUAUGAGGUUCUAGACCAGAGCUCUGCGAUGGGUACCGUGGAGGACGUGCGGACCCAGAACAGUCAGGAGACCACGACAAACGAGCACUCAGCCCAGACAGACGCCAGCAUUAACUGUUGUGCCUGUGAGCAGGCUAGGAGAGGGAACUGUUGCCCAGCGCAGCCCAUGCCUGACAUGAUUGCCAGCACUCAGGAGAGUGAACCCCCCCCUGUGCCAUCAGGUCAGUGCGUGAGUCACUGUGAGUCUGCCAGCUGCAUACUGGCGCAGGAGGAGCAGCUGCUGCAACACGCAGAUCGCCAGCUGGCCAGACAUGUGCUGCUGUGCCUUCUCCUCAUUGUGGGCUUGCUUGCUAACUUGUCCAGUUGCCUGUGGUGGCUUGUUAACCAGGAACCCGGAAGGCUUUACGUUGAGCUACAGUUCUUCUGUGCCAUUUUCAAUUAUGCACAGGGCUUUAUUUCUUUUGGUAUUUUUGGGUUGGAUAAGCAUUUGAUAAUCUUACCCUUCAAAAAGAGGCUUGCAAGCCUAUGGCAAAGUAGAGACAGGGUUGAACAGCAGGACUCUGAUGUUCCAGAGGAGAUUAGGAUGACCUGCACACAGUUUGUCAGAUAUCAUCAGGACCAGUGUGUCAAGGACAUUGUACAGAAGAGAAGGUGUGGAGAGAAGACUUUGGCAGGCGUCUUUUUCGGCAGCGACCUGGUGGAGUGGCUCCUCCGCGUGGGCCUGGCGCACGACCGCGGCGAGGCGGUACUGUACGGGGAGCAGCUGCUGCAGGGCGGGGUUCUCCGGCACAUCACCAGCGAGCACGAGUUCCGGGACGAGACCCUGCACUAUCGUUUCGUGAAGUGAGGCCAAGGCAGUAGUGAAGCCGGGGCAGUAGUGAAGACCAGCUUUUUUCGAGACACUUCUGGUUUUAGCCGCCCCUCGCAGUCCAAACUGGUUGUAAAACUAACCUCCGGGAAUAUAUAUCGAUUUUGUUUUUUGCAUGAAAAGCAAAAGGGGCUGGAACUGAGACUUGCCACAGCACUUUCACUUCAUCUUAGCUGCCUUUGUUACUCCUUUGACAGUUGGGACUGAAUGCCUAGAAAGUGACAUGUGACAAGGGAGAAUACUCCUUAGAAAAUGUGUGUUGUUUUUUUUUUUUACGUCUCCUUUUUGAGGUCAUGUGCAAACCAAAAAGAUGGAAGCAGCGUACUGUUUAGUGAGAUCCGUCUGAGCGGCGCAGCCUUCGCGACUGGGCGGAUGCGGGGACGAUGAGGAAGCUUUGCAGCUCGGAGAAGCAGGCAGUCACCAGUCGUUCUGUACAGUGUGUGGUUCAAGGGCACUACAACAUGCACGUUCUUUGGUUGAUAGGUUCAGCCAGCAAUCCUCCUUCACCGCUCGUCUGCAACUGAAACACAGGGUCUGACCCAUAUUGUCCUUAUGAUUUCAAUGUACCUUCUUUAUACCUUUUUUACUGGGUUUUACCCACCUUCCCAGAACCUCUGUUUAAAAACUGGACUUAUCUUGACAAUACCACGUGUUAAGGCAAAAAGAACAACCUCGCUUUUCGACCUCAUCAGCCAGAAGCAGUGAGGGAGGAAAUGAUGCCCUGAUCUGUUACGUUCUCGCUCACUGUUAACCUUUCUGAUGAGUCCUGCUUCUUUCCCACAGGAUCUGUAAAUGUGCGUGGUCCCGGAGAGGGCCUUCAGAAAAGGGUUGUAUUUGAAUUUUGAAUUCGAGUUGCUUAAUCCUUAGAAAGGCGCUCUCCAAGGUAGAGGACAUGCCUUGGGAUUUCCUUGCCUUUUCAAGGUCUAUUUGGAGCUGGAGUCGGAGCUCCUUCUCUAAAUUCACUAAAACCGGACAGUAGAUAUUAAAUGAGGGCAGAUACAUGAACAGGUAUAUGUACUUUUUAAACCUUUAGUGGUUUACUGACUUGCUUUACUACUGACAUGUCUGCUUUUUGUAUUGGAUUGUUUCAUUUCGGUAGUCUUUGUUUGUCUUCAGGGUGUUAUUUUUAUUCAGUCAUAAAUAAUUAAGCUGGGACAGAGUGCUUAAAGGUUAGUUAUAAAGAGGGAAAGUGAAAGCCAACAAGUGUCAUUUUGUUAAUGGAUUACUAAAGCUGAAAACGAUUAUUUUUUUUAACAUUUGUGCUUUUCAGGGUAGGUUUCUGUCUUAAAAAGCCAUUUUGUAACAUGUUUUCAGCCUAGUGCUUCUGAAUACAGAAGCGUUCCAUUAUCUUCUGUCUCAACAUAUUCACUCUUCUCUCUUAUUUGUUACCUCCACUGUAGAGUGUUUUGAGAUGUCUAGAGAGUGCUAUAUUUAAAUGUCUAUAAUUUCAAAUUUUAGUCUAGUUCGUAAUCUCUUGCUGUUAGAGUAAAAGUCAUCUGUAGACACAAAGAGAACUGCAGUAUUGAAGACCGGGGGGAAGUGACAUCCGUUGAUAUAACUUAGUAGUUUGAUUUGAUUUUGCCAGCUUUAGUUUGUAUUUCAUUCAGUUAACAUUCAGUAAUUACAAGACUUGAAGUAUCACUGCUUAGUUUCUACUAUUGUACAGUAAGUCUUGUAAUGGCUUUUCAUUUAAAUGAGUUUUAUUUUUAUUGGUGAAUGGGUAUUUAAUAUAACUUUCAACAUUUGCCUUCUCCCACCAAAAAGUGGUAGGGUAAGGCAGCUGGAUUUUUCUUAUAGUGAAAAUCAUUUAAUGAAAUUGUUUUUUUUUUAAGAAAACUGUACAUCUACCGGUAACUGGGAGUGCUUUAGCUCUGCAAAAUCUCUUAUUGUAGCACAGAAACCUGUAGCAUCUGCUACUUGAAGAAUGAGAAAAAUGGCAUCGCCUACAGAGCCUUUGUACAACGAAAGUGACAACACUUAGGCUGGAUUUAUGUUUUUGUUGUAGUUCAUCCACUGAGGAGGCCCUUUUCUAAAAUGAUACAACUUUGAAAGUACCAGACUAUUCGAAAAUAUUACUGAGGGCAGGUUUAUCCACCUACAGUAUAGCAACAAUUACAGUUUCAACACCGAUAUACAAUACAGCCUUGUUAUUUGUUAGUCCUACAAUCGUGAUUUUAUCUAUUCACGCGAAAUUUUUAGUGACCACUUAAUCUGCAGUCGCUGACCAAAUUUGCUUAUUCACAGGCUGUGCAGUAGGAUGGUAAAUGCAGGCAAAUCUUCAUGCAGAUUUACUUUAAAGACCUGCACUGGUCUCUAUAGUAAAAGCACAGCUUGAUUAAUAAAGAGCUAACAUGAUGCACUUGUAUUAAAUAUGGGUUAUGCUUUAGUUAUUGAGUUUCGUCAUGAGAGCAUUAGACUUACAGUUUAUUAGGUUGUGUGUAGAUCUCUUAUGAUUAUAUUGCCUGUAUGGGAGUGUUGUGCUGCAAAGUAAAGGAAGUGUUAAAUAUCAAAACCAAAACCUCUUUGGUCAUCACAGUCUUGGUUGUUGUGUGUCUUAGCAGAAAAGCAUAACAAAAGAAAUGAGACGAAGAAAGAGAAUUAGACAGACUGCAGGAGAGUGAGUUGGUUAAGUGAGUGUGCUUAAUUUACUUUCCAAUCUGUUGUUACUGGGCUGUAAUAAACUUUACUGCAGUACAAUAGUGUUGCACUUCUAAUACCAAUUUAAAUGGGAUGUAAAAAGUAAAGAAAAUGCAUUCUACUAAUAACGAAAAAACAAACUCAACAAAGUGUAAACUAUAAUAUAAUAACAGU